UGCGCUGGGGAAAAGCCCGCCUGCAGUAAUUGCACCAAGUCGGGCCGCUCAUGCGCAGGUUAUCAGCGAAGCCACGCGUUCAUCCUGUCUCAAUAUACGAAAACCACUCGCGCCAAAAGCCUCGCCGUUCCGUCUAAGAAGCGCAAUGUCAACCCAAGUGUCUCCAACCCUUCUCUUUUCGUCUCCAUAUCUCCACGCAAUGUCUUCCGAGAUCAGCUCAUUACUAUAUUCAUCAACGACCAAUACCCGUCAGACAUUAUCAACCACGCUCUUCCCAAUCCCCACCGCAAAUGGCUCCUUCGGCUAGGCAGUCUUCCUUCGCUAUCGCCUGCUCUCGAGUAUACAAUUUUGGCCGUCUGUACAGCAGGGCUUGGACGCCGGGAUAAGCACGAAGAUCUUCAGCACAAAAGUCUUACCCUGUACACGACGGGCCUGUGCAAGUUGCAGUGCGCCAUCGACAGUCCCAUCACACGAUACGAUGAGCAAACACUCACUGCUUGCAUGGUACUUUGUAUGUACGAAUUUACAGAGUGUCCCGGGCAAACAGUCGCGGCGUAUAUGAACCACUAUUCCGGCGCUAUGGAACUCCUGCGGCUAAGAGGAGCAAAAGCUCAUACCCAGGGUCUAUCCCAUGGUGUCUUUCAAGCUCUGAGGAUGCACACAGUAAGUCGAGCACAAGAAGCCACCACUUGGCUCAGAGUGUGUCCAAAUUGGCCUUAA
Molecule: messenger RNA, 720 nt
Organism: Ilyonectria robusta
Lineage: Eukaryota; Fungi; Ascomycota; Sordariomycetes; Hypocreales; Nectriaceae
Exons: 2
Source: RefSeq, a predicted model, not a curated record